This is a messenger RNA of Ogataea polymorpha, 1245 nucleotides long. RefSeq lists its product as uncharacterized. Bases 1 to 1245 code for a protein of 414 amino acids. Gene Ontology annotation, biological process: protein histidyl modification to diphthamide. The transcript has a single exon. The record is from RefSeq and is a predicted model, not a curated record. NCBI's taxonomy places the organism in Eukaryota, Fungi, Ascomycota, Pichiomycetes, Pichiales, Pichiaceae. Gene Ontology annotation, molecular function: 2-(3-amino-3-carboxypropyl)histidine synthase activity.
AUGUCGCCAGCAGUGGACACCACCCAAAGAAGGCGAAGGUUUGUAGGGUCACGUGAGCAAGAUGAAAAGGGCGGCCGGUCAGCAGUGAUUAUACGUGCAAAGAAAGGAGCAUCAAGGCUUAUAAAUCAAAUUCCUCAGGAAAUCUUGGACGAUGAAGAGCUAAAAGAGGCAGCACGUCUUUUGCCUUCGAACUACAACUUUGAGAUCCACAAAACCGUUUGGAACGUGCGAAAGAACAACGCUAAACGGGUAUGUUUACAGAUGCCGGAGGGGCUCCUGAUUUAUUCCAUGGUGAUAGCCGACAUAAUAGAGCAAUUUUGCAAUGCUGAGGUUUUGGUGAUGGGAGACGUUUCCUAUGGAGCCUGCUGCAUAGACGAUUAUACCGCCAGAGCCUUAGACUGCGAUAUGAUUGUUCACUAUGCUCACUCGUGUCUAGUUCCUAUCGAUGUGACCAAAAUCAAGGUCCUUUAUGUGUUUGUGACCAUCGUCAUUGAUGAAGGUCAUCUGAUAAGAACUCUGACUAAAAACUUUGAACAUGGAACUCGAUUGGCUGUAUUUGGUACGAUACAGUUCAACCCUACGAUACAUUCGAUCAAGAACAAGUUGGAAGGCCCUGAGUCAGACAAGCUUCUCUAUGUCACGCCGCCUCAAAUAUCUCCAUUAUCCAAGGGGGAAGUGCUUGGGUGCACAUCCGCGCAUUUAGAUCCUAACCAGUUUGAUGCUAUGGUUUACGUUGGCGAUGGAAGAUUCCAUCUGGAAAGUGCUAUGAUCCACAACCCUUCGGUUCCUGCUUAUAGAUAUGACCCAUACUCUCGCAAGUUCACAAGAGAGUACUACGCUCAGGAAGAAAUGGUGCAAGUGAGAUCAGAUGCCGUGCGACGCGCGUCAGAGGCGAAAAAAAUAGGACUGAUACUGGGUGCGCUGGGACGACAAGGAAACCCGGUGACGGUGGAACGAUUAGAGCAACAGCUCACUCGGGCAGGAAAAACUGUGAUCAAGAUCAUACUAUCAGAGAUUUUCCCAGGAAAGCUCUCCAUGUUCGAUGAUAUCGACGCUUUUGUUCAAGUUGCGUGUCCUAGAUUAUCGAUCGAUUGGGGGUAUGCCUUCCAUAAGCCAUUACUGACGCCAUACGAGGCUAUGGUGAUGCUUGGAGAGGAACAGAAGUUUGAGAAAGACUUUUAUCCUAUGGAUUAUUACGCCAAAGAUGGCUAUGGAAGAGGUAAAAAGCCGGUCAGAGGCGAUUAA